Molecule: messenger RNA, 1730 nt
Organism: Rhododendron vialii
Lineage: Eukaryota; Viridiplantae; Streptophyta; Magnoliopsida; Ericales; Ericaceae
Exons: 3
Coding region: 393-1535 (380 amino acids)
Source: RefSeq, a predicted model, not a curated record
AUUAAAGUUUACGUCAACAGAGAUACAGAAAAGCGAAGGAACUUUGCUGUGAACGUACUAGGAGAAUACAAUUGAAAAGAAUAUGAGGGAUUAUGUAAGUUGUAAGUGGAGGCUGAAUGCUUAAUUCUUCUUAAUUUCCACAUCAUAUAUGUUCACGAGUUGUUCGUACAAGACAUGUACUGGAGGAGUACUACUUUGAGUGAUCUUGUAAUAAUGUACGCCUUUGAGUGUGCACACAUUCACACUUACAGUUUAAUUCUCCUUCUAUAUUGCAACUUGACGAAAACUUGUGCUGCACAUCUCGAAGAAAAAACUUCUAUAAAAGAAGGGUUCCUAUAGAACUAUAAUGCACACAAUCACACUUUGAUAUUACGAUUUGCACCAUAGACCUAAUGGCUGGAGCCACAGCUAUGGCGCGCCUAUAUGUGACCGUCGUCCUCCUCCUCGCGGUGGUUGCCGCAGCUGGCGGCAACAUUGCUCCUUAUCCACCUCCUGCGACACACACUUGGGCCGUAUGCUUUAAGCUAGGUUCACCAUGCUUCUAUCAUGAGUUUCCUUGUCCUGCUGAUUGUCCUUGGACUUGUGAGGCUGAUUGUUACGCGUGUAAAGCUGUUUGUCCACCACCAGCACCACCACCACCACCUCGUCCUUUGUAUGGCACCUGGCAUUGCGCAGCAAAAGAUACAUGCUUUGGCUCGUUUCGUUGUCCUGAUGGUUGUCCUUUGCAUUGUAGGGCUGAUUGUACAGCGUGCAAGGGUGUUUGUCCUUGCAAUCUACCGGGAGGACUUUGCCAAGACCCACGGUUCGUUGGAGGUGAUGGACUGACCUUCUACUUCCAUGGCAAAAAGGACCAAGACUUUUGCAUUGUUUCCGAUUCCAAUCUUCAUAUCAACGCUCAUUUCAUCGGAAGGCGAAAUGAUAACAUGAAGAGGGACUUCACCUGGGUCCAGUCACUGGGAAUUCUCUUUGACAAUCAUCAACUCUAUGUCGGUGCACAGACGACUUCAACUUGGGAUGAUUCAAUUGAUAGACUAGCACUCGCUUUCGACGGAGAACCCAUCUUCCUCCCGGCUACCACAAACGCCGAAUGGCGGCCGAGCACCGCACCGGGCGUCUCCUUCACUAGGUCUCGAGACGUUAAUGGUGUGGUGAUUGAAGUGGAAGGGAACUUCAAAAUCAAAGCGACAGUGGUCCCAAUCACUGAAGAAGAUUCCAUGAUCCAUAACUACGGAAUCACCAAAGAAGAUUGCUUUGCUCAUUUGGACUUGAGCUUCAAGUUUUACUCGUUGAGCGGCGGUGUCGACGGCGUUUUGGGCCAGACUUACCGCAGUAACUACGUGAGCAAGAUUAAGAUGGGGGUACUGAUGCCUGUUGUUGGUGGUGCCAAGGAAUUUGGUAGUUCCACUCUGUUUUCGUCCGAUUGCGCCGUGGCUAAAUUCACUGGUGGGCUCAAUUCUUCGGAGGGUUUUGAGUAUGGGAGUUUGGACUGCGCUAGUACUGGGAUGGAUGGCCGAGGAGUUGUUUGCAAGAGAUAAAUAAAUCUCGCUCUGAGAUUACUUUUGCAUGGAAAAAAAGAAUUGUAUAAAAAGCUUUCAUGUUUUCUCUUGUAUUAAAUAAAGACGGAAUCUAGUGUAAAGGAUGUCUGGCCAUUGUCUCGAGUUGUAUUUACACUCACUGUAAUUUGCUUCAAUUUUCAAUGUCAUCCUCCAACUUUUGUUAGUUUAAGCGAA